Gossypium arboreum is the source of this 1245-nucleotide messenger RNA. RefSeq names its product serine/threonine-protein phosphatase 7 long form homolog. The coding region runs from base 1 to 1245 and encodes 414 amino acids. The record is from RefSeq and is a predicted model, not a curated record. Lineage: Eukaryota; Viridiplantae; Streptophyta; Magnoliopsida; Malvales; Malvaceae. Gene Ontology annotation, biological process: meristem maintenance; meristem development. The transcript has 4 exons.
AUGACUGGUCCUCCAUCACCGUUGAUAGAGGAUUACCUACGGGAAGCGGGUUUUUGGCAUGUGGCGAUGAUAGGCCGAGGGUGCAAGUUGGACCCGAAACUUAUUAGUGCGUUGAUAGAAAGGUGGAGACCCGAGAUGCACACAUUUCAUCUUCCAUGUGGAGAGUGCACUAUCACUUUGGAAGACGUGCAUUUGCAAUUCAGAUUGCCGGUGAACGGGGACACAGUCACUGGGUUCGUUCAUUCUGCUGAUUGGGGAGCGGUAUGCUACGAGCUUUUGGGUGCUAUUCCGGACAAUAUUAACGGAGGUCGGAUCGAGAUAGGCUGGUUACAAGACACAUUUCCGGAGCCGGAUGAUGAUUAUACCGAACUAGAAAAAAUUCGAUAUGCUCGAGCAUACAUUCUUCAAAUAAUUGGAGGUUAUCUGAUGCCGGACUUGUCACGAAACCUUGUACAUCUGAGAUGGUUGCUGAAACUUGUUGAUUUUAGAGUAGCUGGUGAAUUUAGUUGGGGGUCUGCCGUGUUGGCAACACUGUACAGGGAGAUGUGCUGGGCUACGCAACCGAAUAAAGCGAAAAUCGAAGGUUGCCGCCUAUCACUACUGCAAUCAUGGGUACGAUUUCGCUUUCCAUUUUUACGCCCUCGAGUGGACCACCUAUAUACAUUCCCACUCAUAACGAGGUGGAACCAUUCGGCAAGUUAUGCUCGAUUACCUACCUGUCUUGAAGAUAUACGGCUUCUAUUAGAUCAACGAUCGGAAGCACAAUUUCAAUGGACACCAUACGAGGAUCCGGUAAUUCGGGCAGUAAUUCCGGAUGAAUACUUGCAAAAUCCGAACGCUUGGCACGUGAAGGUCCCAUUGGUCAACUUUGCUAUUGUGGAGAUGCACCAACCGGACAGAGUAUUACGACAAUUUGGAUUCCGACAACCGAUUCCUGUGGCACCUCAGGAAGAUCGGUGUGAUUAUAUACCUACUCGGGAACCGAUCAUCGUUCCAGAGUUGGCGUGCGUGCCGGAAUACAUGCCAUGGUUUAGGAUCCAUGGCAAGCCAUAUUUACUGUCAGAAGAGGAGAGGCAGCGGCAAUUGCAUGUCCAAAGGGAACGACGUGGCCCUUUAAAUCCUAGAAGAAGGGAAGACGACACAAGCCCAUCAACAGCCCACACAAUCACCCGCCCAAAGAACAGGACCUACACAUCCACCGGCCCAACAGUUCAACCGUCGACACCCACAGCACAGCCUCUUUAG